This is a messenger RNA of Blepharisma stoltei, 1038 nucleotides long. Lineage: Eukaryota; Ciliophora; Heterotrichea; Heterotrichida; Blepharismidae. The record is from the annotation of a GenBank genome assembly.
AUGUCAAAAUCGCCAGAUAGUAAUACUCUAGUUGAUUUCUAUAGCUCGAUCACUACUCUUCACCAAGAAUCUCAAGCUCGUAUUAACAAUGUAUUUGAAAGUCUCAGGCAAGAAGCAGUUGCUCUUCUUCACAAGUAUCUUGUCUCCCUCAACAAUGAAGAUCCUGAAGAAGCCUCUACAAACACUUCAGCCUCCCCUAAGCACUCAAAGAAUCCCGAAAACCUUAUCUAUCCUAGCAGCACUGAAAAUCCACCUCAAAAGCCUCAACUCAGAAUUGCAAAAACUGAAAAUUCCAAAACCAGAGAAGAAAGUAACGAAGAGGAAAAUGACUCAGAUGCUCCUAAUCUGCCUACCAAAAGAAAACGUAGAGCCAGAAUUGAUAUUUUUAAUCUUGAAAUUCCUUACCUCAAUGAGUUCAAAGAAAAAGUCGAAAAUUUUAAAGAAAUGGCCAGGAAUUUAUAUGACAAAAACAUUUCGCCAAAAAUAAUUUCAAAACUAUUGAAUUUCCCUCUAAAUCAGAUACAUGUGCUCGGAAACUGGACUCAAAUUUCAUAUGAUAUCGCUAAAAAAAAUCGAGAAAUAAAGAAAAACGUCUUGAAAUUAUCUGAGGAAGGGCUUUCUAUAAGUGAUAUUUGUGAUAAAAUUUCAAUAAAGAAAAAUAUAGCAAGUAUGAUAUUAGACGAAUGCUCUUUAGUAGCUGUUAUUAGAUCGCCAGAAGAUAAAAGAAAAUUUAUUAAAUAUGUGAUAGAGAAUGAUAAGGUUUCAAAGAAUGUUAUAUCAAAAAUCACAGGAAUUAAUAUAGUGAAGCUUUAUGAGUGAAUUAAUCAGUAUAAUAGUAAUCUACCUUUUAGCAAUGAUGAAAUUAUAACUGAAGACGAAGGAUAUACAAGAGAAGAGAUUAGAGAAGUGAUAUAUAAUUAUUUCAUGAGUGGCUCUGCAGAAGCAGCAGCCAGAAAAAAUGGAAUUGCAAACCCGGAAUUAGUUAUGAAAUGGGUGACCUAUUUGGAGAAUUGCGGUAAAUCAAAAAAAAGCGAAUAA